AUGCGACCAGCCGGGCGCCUCAGGCUGAGGAGGUGGCUGGAGGAGCAGAUCCAGUCUGGGAAAUAUCCCGGAGUUCGCUGGCUGGACCAGUCAGAGAAAGUUUUCCAAAUCCCGUGGAAACACGCAGCUCGUCACAGCUGGAGUAUCGACCGAGACGCCACUCUCUUCAGGAGCUGGGCCAUGCACACAGGGCGAUACCAUCCAGACAAACACCAAGCAGAUCCAAAGACGUGGAAGGCCAACUUCCGCUGUGCCUUGAACUCUCUGCCUGAUGUGUGUGAGCUGCGUGAACGCAGCAGGAAGAGCGGCAGCGACGCCUUCAGAGUCUAUAAGAUGCUUCCCAUCGCACACGCACGCAAGAAAGGUGACUACUGCACGCACACCAGAGGGGGAAGAAAGAUGCUAAUGUGCACUCAUGUCUACAAAAGGUCAGUGGGUCAGCGGGCCGAGAGCAGCAGCGAGCAGCAGCAACCAUGGCAACCUCCAAGCACCACUUCAUCCUGCACAGACGAUGCAUCUCCGAGCAUUCAAACCCGAGACACGUGGGAGCAGGACCAAGACCAGGCUGGAUCCGAGCAGUUACUGGAACACUUUAGCAGUGCUGACCUGACCAGCGACCUGACUUGGGUUCAGCGAGGAUGGCGGUCACACCUCCUCUGGGACAACUGGGACGUGUGA
Molecule: messenger RNA, 678 nt
Organism: Nerophis lumbriciformis (worm pipefish)
Lineage: Eukaryota; Metazoa; Chordata; Actinopteri; Syngnathiformes; Syngnathidae
Source: RefSeq, a predicted model, not a curated record